Molecule: messenger RNA, 2094 nt
Organism: Macrobrachium nipponense
Lineage: Eukaryota; Metazoa; Arthropoda; Malacostraca; Decapoda; Palaemonidae
Exons: 6
Coding region: 239-781 (180 amino acids)
Source: RefSeq, a predicted model, not a curated record
CGGUGGCCAGACCCUCUCACUUUAUCUCCCACGACAGACGACCCGAGAGUUCAGUCGGCGUUUGACUGGUGCCUAAGGAAGAACUGUAAUAACGAGCUUUUCUUUGACGUUCGCAGACAGAAAGCUUUUGGAUUCUUUCUCCAAGUUGAUAAGAUCUCAUCGAGGGAAGCUAAGACCAGCAAAAUGGAACUGCAACUGUUUAUCGUUUUAUUAGCAUUUACUGGUACUUCCUUGGGCCAUGACAGUUGGUCUUAAGGAAGGCGAGGAUCUGCCAGAGGAGCUGAAGCCCAUCAUGCCCGGAGGGUCCUGGUUUGACGACAUGGCUGUCAAGAGGCUCCAAAGGAAACACCAUGACCUGAAGGAGCAUGGAAAACUGGAAGGCCACAAACACGAAGAAGAUGCUGAGGAGAUGUUCAUCAUGUCCAAACUGGGAGCCAGUCAUCCAAUGGUUUCGAUUCCCGAAGUAGGAGCUCCGGUUACUAUCCCCAUCGACGGAAAACAGGACACACGGGAAGUCAUGAGGAACUUCCUCCGUCAGCACACUCAUCACUCACACGAACUCAGGGAAAAGAUUCACAGCAGCGAAGAGCACGAUGAUGAUGACGGAAGACCCAAGGCCCACCGAACAUCCCACGAAUUCAUGGUGGUCUAUGAGAGGGAGCUGGAAAACUUCUUCAAAAACUUCAUGAGCGCCAUGCUGCAGGCCGAGGUUCGUGGAGUGAGCAUUGAAACGAGGAGCGAUGACGAUGCUGACAGGCCUAAUGGAGUCGACUCUUCGUAGACAGCGAAACUCCGCAGGAAGCUGCUCUGUUUUGCCAUCUGCGGAAACUGCUAGCGUUAAUGAUCACAAAUUGGGUUAAAAUCUCCUUCAGGUCCACUGAAGGGCGGAUGCCUACAACAACAGUACAACCAACAACUAUAACAACCACAACAACAACAAUAACAGCAAUAACCAAUAUUAAAAAUUAUAUUUAUAUUCUUAUCUGGGAGUUCAAAUGUUUCGUAUGACUCACACCUUUCUCCAUAGACUUUUCACCUCAAAUAGUGACAUAAGCAUAAGCAUGUUAGGUUUCGGUAAGUAGGCCUAGUAGGCUUGGUCAAGAACCUUUUACUAGUAGACCAUCUUCGUAGCAACCCAUUAUUGAUUUUCCAAAGGUAAUGCAAGGUUUAGUUUCGUGGAUUUCCCAAGUUUUACUUCAUUUUUGGAAAAGGGAAGAAAGCAUUUUCUAUAAAUCAGUAUAAUUGAACAGAUGACUAUAAGAGGCAGCAAUUUAAAACUCACCACAUACAUUUCAUGUAUUUAUAAAAAUCAUAGGUAACUUGACUUUAUGCUUGCGUGUUCAUAGAUCACCGAUUGUACUAUGUAUGGUUUGGUGGCUUUUAGCUGCCUUCCUUACUUUGACUUAUUAAUCAACAUAUCAUUCAAGUUUUAAAAUCAAGGUUAUUUUUAUCAUUAAAAUCAUUCGACAUAAUAACGGGCAAGUUCCAAGUCAAGUUCUACCAAAGCAUUCAUGAGCGGAAACUACUGAUAUAGCAAAUAACUUUAAUGCUGAAUUUAAUAAUGAUCAUAUUUCUGAAUAACGGCGUAUUUCAUAUCAUAUCACCAAUUCAAUUAUUUAUGUCUCUUUAUCAGUACAUCAUCAUGUCAAAGUAUUUAAUUAUUGUAAAUCAUUUAUCAGAAUCAUAUUUCUUUUCAUUUCUUCAUUGUACUGGCCUUCAUUUUUAUUGAUGUAUUUUCAUGUUACAUUUUCAUAAUUUGUGUUAUAUCAUUUGAAUUUAUGUUUUAAUGCAAACAUGAAUGACAUAUGAAUUGAAGAGCAACACUUAUAUACAUGCGCAAAUGGUGCAUAUGUAUUUACGUAUGUAAAUACCAAUGUAUUCACACGUGCAUGCAUGAGUGUCUAUUCACAUUAUUUUGGCACUUGGUUCCCAAUAUCACUCGUGUUAAAAAUAUAUUCCCAGUACUAUUUAAUAUGUUUGCAGGACAGGAAACAAAACUUUUGUACUACAACAUUAUAAAGGGAAAUUUCAUUGCAUAACGUUCUGCGUGUGUGUAAUGCCAGCUAUUUCGUAAUAAAAUCAAUACUAGGUUUA